AAAAAAAUGUUACACAAGGGAUUUAUGGCUGCAGUCUAUGCAGGGAUCUUUUCUCUUUGUUUACAUUUCAGAACAGUGCUUUCCUUGCGUUAAAGAGACUGUCAUCGACACAGUGUCAGAUAUUAUCCCUAAGCAAAUACUAUAUCUGACAAUUUUAGCGAAAAAACUAUUGCGGUGUAACUAUCAAGCCGAUAACUUGCGAACUAGCCUGUAAGCUAAUUGUUGUUGCUGUGUUUUCCCUGUGCCGAUCCUUGUUUUAGAAGAUGGCAAGUUAGUAUUCCUGUUUUAUUUUACUUGAUUUCUAGCGUGGGAUAUUAAGGGAAGUCAAAUGAUUGAGACGGUAUAGCGACAGAUGAGGCUAAAAGCCAAGCAGGAUUUCCUCACCUUGAGAAUCACACAGAGUGAACAAUGUUUGGUGUGCCUCAAAGCUCAAAGUCUGAGUUCCUGGACAAAGCCAGGCAGGCCAGAGAAGAAAGGAAAGGGCAUAAGGAGAAAGAAAAAGCAGCAACUCAAAUCCAAGCUCUGAUUAGAAGAUUCUUGUGUCGCUGCAGACUCCAGAAACAAUUAAGGAAAGAAGUCGACGACUAUUUCCAAACAUCUGAAACGGGGGCAACAAAAAGAAAUGCACUUUCAAUUUUUAAAAUUGCUCGGAAAUUACUUUUUAUCUAUUGUCAAGAAGACAAGAUGAGAUUUGAAAAGCUCUGCCGUGCUAUCUUAGCCAGCAUGGAGGUGGAAAAUGAACCUAAAGUCUGGUAUGUUUCACUGGCUCUUUCCAAGGAUCUCACCAUUCCUUGGCUCAAACAGAUCAAAGACGUGUUGUGGAUUUGCUGUCAGCUUCUGAAAAAACUCAAGCCAGACAUACUUCAAGACGGCAAGUUGAUAACACUUCACCUCACAAUGCUGGUGACCUUCACUGACACAUCAACAUGGCGGAUAGUCAGAGGGAAGGGGGAAGCCCUCAGACCGGCUUUGACGAGGAUUUGUGAAAACAUCAUGGGCCAUCUCAAUCAAAAGGGUUUCUAUUCCAUGCUACAGAUCUUGCUGACUAAUGGCCUGGCUCGUUCUAAACCGUCUCUUUCCAAAGGCACCCUGACAGCUAUUUUCACCUUGUCACUAAGGCCAGUCAUUGCCGCUCACUUCUCAGAGAACCUGCUUCGAUCAUUCCUCAUUCACAUCAUGUCAGUUCCUGCCAUUGUGUCGCACCUCAACGUGUUAACCCCAGAGUGCAUGGCCUCCAUCCAGUCGCAUGACCUGCUCCGGAAGUUUAUUUUAUUUCUCAGUCGGGAAGAACAGUGUUUGGACAUCUGUGUGUGUCUCGAGGGCAGCCACACACUCUGCUUACUUGGCAACCUGAUUUACUUGGGUUACCUCAACGAGAAAGUCUUAGAGGAGGAGGCUAACCACUUUGUAAAGGACCUGACCGACAUGCUGUCUUACUGCCAGAGAUAUGUAUCGCAAAAGAAGUCCAAUUUAACCCACUGGCAUCCUGUCCUGGGCUGGUUUUCUCAAACCGUUGACUAUGGACUGAAUGAGUCGAUGCCACUGGUCACCAAACAGCUGCAGUAUCUGUGGGGGGUGUCAGUCAUUCUGACACUUUUCAGUGAUGUCCUCUCGAAAAAGCUGGAGAGUCAGGAGCCCACUCCCCCACCCCCACAACCAAGCACUUCACAGAACAACCUACCAGUCAAAAGUCUCUUCAAAAGAGCAUUUCAGAAGUCGGCAUCCGUCCGGAAUAUCCUGAAACCCGUCGGAGGGAAGCGAGUCGACUCAGCUGAAGUUCAGAAGGUGUGCAGCAUCUGCGUGCUCUACCAGACCGCCCUUUCCACACUGACACAAAUACGCCUUCAGAUCCUCACUGGUCUGACGCAUCUUGACGACCUUCUACCCAAACUGUGGGCCUUUAUCUGUGAGCUGGGACCUCAGGGGGGGCUUAAACUCUUCAUGGAUUGUUUGAACAAUGACACUGAAGAGUCCAAGCAGCUCCUGGCAAUGCUCAUGCUGUUCUGCGACUGUUCACGUCACCUUAUAACAAUUCUUGACGACAUUGAAGUUUACGAGGAGCAGACGUCCUUCAAGAUAGAAGAACUUCUCACCAUUUCCUCUUUCCUGAAUACAUUUGUGUAUAAGAUGAUUUGGGAUGGCAUCUUAGAAAAUGCAAAAGGAGAAAAACUGGAGUUGUUCCACAGCGUUCACGGCUGGCUGAUGGUGCUUUAUGAGCGGGACUGCAGACGCAGAUUUACACCAGACGACCACUGGCUGCGCAAGGAUCUGAAACCUAGUUUGCUGUUCCAAGAGUUGGAGAAAGGCAAGAAAAGAGCCCAGCUUUUGCUGCAGUACAUCCCACAUGUUAUUCCACAUAAAAAUAGGGUGUUGCUGUUCAGAAACAUCGUCACAAAGGAAAAAGAAAGUUUGGGUUUGAUAGAAACGAGUUCUGCUUCCCCACACGUCACUCACAUCACCAUCCGCCGCUCACGGAUGCUGGAGGAUGGAUACGACCAGCUUCGGAGGCUACCUGUGAACUCUAUUAAAGGGGUCAUUCGGGUGAAGUUCGUCAAUGACCUGGGAGUGGAUGAGGCGGGGAUCGAUCAGGAUGGUGUUUUCAAAGAGUUUCUAGAAGAAAUCAUAAAGAAAGUUUUCAACCCCGCUCUUAAUCUCUUUAAGACCACUAGUGGAGACGAGAGGCUGUAUCCGUCCCCUACGUCUUACAUCCAUGAGAACCAUUUGCAGCUGUUUGAGUUUGUGGGUAAAAUGCUGGGAAAAGCUGUUUAUGAGGGGAUUGUUGUGGAUGUGCCAUUUGCCUCCUUCUUCCUCAGUCAAGUCUUGGGUCAUCAUCACAGCACUUUCUACAGCUCUAUCGACGAGCUUCCUUCCCUCGACUCUGAAUUUUACAAAAAUCUAACCUCAAUCAAGCGCUAUGAUGGAGACGUAGGAGAUCUGGGACUGACUUUGUCUUAUGAUGAAGAUGUUAUGGGCCAGCUCGUCUGUCAUGAGUUGAUACCAGGCGGGAAGACCAUACCAGUCACAAAUGAAAAUAAGAUCAGCUACAUCCACCUCAUGGCCCACUUCCGAAUGCACACGCAGAUAAAGGAGCAAACGGCUGCUUUUAUCCGAGGCUUCCGCUGCAUCAUCAAUCCGGAGUGGCUGCACAUGUUUUCCACGCCAGAGGUUCAGCGCCUGGUGUCCGGGGAUAAUGCUGAGAUUGAUUUGGAUGACUUGAAGAAACACACAGUCUACUACGGAGGUUUUCACAGCAGCCAUCGGGUCAUUAUCUGGCUGUGGGACAUCCUGUCCAGCGACUUUAAUGCUGAAGAGAGGGCUAUGUUCCUUAAAUUUGUGACCAGCUGCUCAAGGCCUCCUCUUCUAGGGUUUGCCUACCUCAAACCGCCUUUCUCCAUCCGCUGUGUGGAAGUAUCGGAUGAUCAGGACACCGGAGACACCCUUGGAAGUGUCCUCCGGGGCUUUUUCACCAUUCGAAAGAAGGAACCGGGUGGUCGACUCCCUACUUCCUCCACGUGCUUCAACUUGCUCAAACUACCCAACUACAGCAAGAAGAGCAUCCUGCGCGACAAGCUGCGCUAUGCUAUCAGUAUGAACACGGGCUUUGAGCUGUCCUAACUCAGAAGGAGCGGCGUUUUAAAACAGACAAGCGGCUCGACCGGAGCGCCUCACAAAAGAGGAGAAUCGGCUGAAACAAAAAGCGGGUUAUGGAAGUCCUAUGUGGUCUUUUCCCCCUUUUUUUAACUGGAUGAGCUUUAAUAGGAGCCGUUUCUUAUUAUCUCCCAUCUAAGUGGUUCCUGUUCUUAAGAGAUCUCUCUGUGCUGUUCAUAUUGUGGAAACUUGAUCCUUCAGUGGCUAACCUCUCUAUUCCUCAAGAUUAAAAAAAAAAAAAGUCGAUUUUGAAUCAAUCCAUCCUAUUCUAACCGGAAAGCAAUACAGAUAAAGCUCAAGCCAUGAUGCAGACAGCCACUUGAGUAAAGCCAAGGGAUGAAACACUGUAGCUGAUUCUGGCGUAAAAUGUUUUGUGCAACAUAAUGUAUUAUUUAACAAGCAGUUGUAUAGAACUUCCAUAAGUACGGGCGUGAACGCAGGGACGAAGGCGUUUUGCCUCAUCAGGAGGUAAAUCAUUGCUUCAAACUAAGAGACACUAUGGCAACCUUUGAAAGACACUGACUUCCUUGCUUUUAUGCUCUUUAACAUUUUGAGGAUUCAACAUCAGGUCUGAUGAAGGAUUUCCUUGAAAAAUCUGAUCUCGUUUGAUUUAAAGAUGUCAUUGACGUAGCCCUGGCUACUUCUGGAAAAAGAAAAUGUUUGUUCGUUAAUAGUCACGUCUGCGGAUUACUGCAGAGCACAAAGGAAAUCACAGUUCUGUGUCGUGUGUGUGCUUAACAUCCACUGUUUUAGUAUCUGAAACCAGAAAGCGUGCUCAUUUCGUCUCUAAAGCUGGGUGCCUAAUGCAUUAUUGUUACCCCCCCACAUGCACACUAUGGAGCGUGUUUGUGUUUUAGCUCUAACCAAUAAUCACCAAUAUGGGAAACAAGCCAUACAAAUGAGGGGUUCUGGUUCAAGAACCCAGAUGGAGUGAUAACCCCACCACCGUUCCUGCUCCACAGCAAAAGGGUUUCAUCGUGAUGCUUUCUGAUCUCUGUGAACGCCGCAGGAACGUUUCUGCGCUCUUAUCUCCUGAUGUCAUGGACAGAUCCGUUUAAAGCAGCUGCCUGAUAUGUCUCUGUAGAAAUGUUGCACAUGUGUUCAGACAUUUUGGGCCCGCAGGAGGGAUGAGAGUUUGAUUGUGACCUGGUUCCGUUAUGUGGAAAAGUGGAAGAAUGGACUUUAAGGUGAUGCAACAGGAACUGCAGCUUUCUCAAAAAGUAGGUUAGAGGAAAUCCGCACGUCUUUACCAAGUUCUUUAUUAUGCAAAACAAGUGUUUUCCGUUUUGAAUGAAACUGUGGAUGAGAAGCAACGUUUAUAACUUAUUAUAUAAAGGCCACUAAAAAAAAACUAAAGUAGAAAAAUGCAGGAUUUUACACACAAUUAUAAACAGUUUGUAUGGAAUGUUUUUCAAAAUUGACCAAUCAGAAGACAUUUUUAAUUCCUUUUUAGUCUUAACAAGCAAAAACUAGGGAAACGGUUUAAAAAGAAUAAUCUGGGUGUGUUUUGGUAUUCAAGAACAAUGAAUGAUACCUCACAUGCUUUUCUUCUCACUAAUAUGUUUUCAAUGAUGUCAAAAAGGCAAAUGUUUCCGUUUGACUGCUGAUUCGAGCUUGGACUAUCCUCUCUUUUAUUACAAACAAUAAAAAAAUAUUGAAAAUUUAAAA
Oryzias melastigma (Indian medaka) is the source of this 5316-nucleotide messenger RNA. RefSeq names its product ubiquitin protein ligase E3B (gene ube3b). The record is from RefSeq and is a predicted model, not a curated record. NCBI's taxonomy places the organism in Eukaryota, Metazoa, Chordata, Actinopteri, Beloniformes, Adrianichthyidae. The transcript is spliced from 27 exons. Gene Ontology annotation, molecular function: ubiquitin protein ligase activity; protein binding. Gene Ontology annotation, biological process: protein polyubiquitination; ubiquitin-dependent protein catabolic process. Bases 409 to 3615 code for a protein of 1068 amino acids.